AUGGAAGAUGAUAGCGAUUACGAUGAGUUUUCCGUUCAACCGUAUAUGUAUGAGCCAGAAUUUAGUGACAGUCAAUCAGAUUUUUCUGAUUCUGACUCGGGCAGCGAGGACAAUUUUGCCGAUGCCCAAGACGACCAUCGUAUAGAGUGCAAAUGCUGCACAGAAUACCCAGAGCUGAUGGAAAGGAUGGACGAGGCAGGGGUAAAAUGCAUUACUGAGCACACUGGCUUCAAAGCUAACUGUCUCCAUCCAGAUGUCAUUGAAGUUUCGUUUUAUGAGUUCCUUGAUGUAAAUGGUCCCAUCGGUGAUGAAGAACCAAUACAUGAAGUAUACAGAUACAUUUCAUAUAGAAGACUGGCUCGUUGGAUAUGGCACCGUCUGAGCAAGAAGGACCGACGACCUCUUCCGUCAUGCGCUGUGGCAGCCAUUCGCCAGAGAUUUCCGUCCGACUCAUACAUUGGAUUUUGCUUCGCCAGGGAUGGAAACUAA
This is a messenger RNA of Dreissena polymorpha, 489 nucleotides long. RefSeq lists its product as uncharacterized. The transcript is spliced from 3 exons. The record is from RefSeq and is a predicted model, not a curated record. NCBI's taxonomy places the organism in Eukaryota, Metazoa, Mollusca, Bivalvia, Myida, Dreissenidae. The coding region runs from base 1 to 489 and encodes 162 amino acids.